Messenger RNA from Charadrius vociferus (killdeer), 534 nucleotides. RefSeq names its product gamma-crystallin D-like. The transcript is spliced from 3 exons. Gene Ontology annotation, molecular function: structural constituent of eye lens. Gene Ontology annotation, biological process: lens development in camera-type eye; visual perception. The record is from RefSeq and is a predicted model, not a curated record. Lineage: Eukaryota; Metazoa; Chordata; Aves; Charadriiformes; Charadriidae.
AUGGGAAAGAUUUUUAUUUUUUUUUUUUAUGACGACAAGAGCUUCUGGGGCCAUUGCUAUGAAUGUAGCAGUGGCCACCUUGGCCUGUGGUUCUAUGUGAAACAAUGCAAUUCCAUCCAGGUGGAAAAAGGCAGUUGAAUGACUUAUAAGAACCCCAAUUACUCAGGACACCAGUACUUUUUAAAAAGAGGAGACUAUCCUGAGUCCCGGAAGUGGUUCAGUCUCUGCAACUCCAUCAGGUCUUACCAUGUAAUCCUACAUUCUGUUUCCCACAAGGUUCAGCUCUAUGAAAAAGAGGAGUUCCAAGGCCAAAUGUUGGAGCUCACUGAUGAUUGCCCAUCAGUCCCAGGCUGCAUCGAUCCCCCCGAGAUCUGCUCCCUCAAUGUUUUAGGUCACUCUUCGACAUUGUAUGAAAUGCCCAACUUCAGGGGCCAACAGUACUUAUUGAAACCCAGGGAAUACAGAAGAUUCCUUGACUGGGGUGCAGUAAAUGCCAAAAUUGUCUCUUUACAGAGGCUGGUUGACUUGCACUGA